GUCAGAGCUGACAAUGCUGGACUCAUUUUCACAGUCAAUGGAUAUCUACAGACAGGUAUCCCUUUCGGAUGCAAUAUUGCUUGCAAGCGAUUCUGGCUCAGGAAUUCUGAAAUAUACCCUUACCCUCGUACCGUUCAACAACGUGCCUUAUCGCGUAAAAGCGCAUAAGGUUUCUCGUACAACGAGUCGGCUCGUGGCUUGCUUCUUGAUCUAUGUCUUUUUUCGGCGGUAAUAAAUUGCUUCCUCAUGUAUUUCAUGUCGAAUAGCGGUGCCGUCAGGUACUUACUUGCAUCCCAUGGCUCUUCACCUCUAUACCCGAGCCCCUAGUACGCAGUUGCUCGGAGGCAUGAAGGGCAAUGUUAACGGAAUCUUGCUAAGGCUGUUCAGACAACGUGCCAGGACAUGCGUCUUCAACCUGCGCAAAGGCGAAAGGACACUGUGGAAUCUCCUCUCUUAUCAACACUCCACCGCCAUGGACCUCAUCAAGAGUAUCAACCGAAGUCACGGCCUCGAAACGAUGGGUGAUCGUCCCGCAGACGACCCGAUCGUUACUCUACGGGGUAAAUUGGAACGCGCCUGUGACCGCUUGUCGCGGGAUCUAUAUAACACCAAAACCCACUUCCUACUAGAGUUCAUCCAGAACGCUGAUGACAACAAUUACGACUCCGGCGUUAUACCUACGCUGCAGCUUCAACUCGAGCGUAGGCGCAUGACAAUCAGAUGCAAUGAACUGGGAUUCGGUCCUGCGAACGUCAAAGCUAUCUGUGAUAUUGGUGGCAGUACGAAGACAAAGGACAAGAUCGUUCAGGGCUACAUUGGUGAAAAAGGAAUAGGAUUCAAGGCCGUCUUUGUUGUUGCCACGAAGGUCCACGUGGCGUCCAACCUUUACACAUUCAGGUUCGAUCGCGAUGGACCACUUGGUAUGAUUAACCCCAUUUGGGACAACUCACAUGCUGUGGAGCCAAAUUGGACGACAUUUCGUUUGGACAUCGCAGAGGAGGAACAUAUGGGAAACCUGAACAAGCAGCUGCGCGAGCUUCAGCCUUCCCUGUUGCUCUUCCUCCGCAAGCUGCGUUCAGUAGAUUUGCAUGUCGCUGCCAACCGGAAUAAUCCUGCGAGGUCCAUUAAGAUCUCCCGCAAUGACCCAGCACCCGAUGUCGUCGAGUUAGAGCGCUCGGAGGAUGGCGCGAGUAUUCUGAAGCGCAGGUAUAUUAUCGUGAAGCGGACCACUGUAACGGACCCGGAAGAGCCGAAGAGAGAAGGCAUUGAGCGCAGUGAAGUUGUACUGGCAUUUCCGAUGACCGCUGAGCAAGAGCCGCUGUUUGAGGAUCAGUACAUUCACGCUUUCCUUCCUAUGAGCCGGUAUGGAUUCACCUUCGUGAUACAAGCAGACUUCCUCACUACAUCGAGCCGCGAGUCUAUACUUGCCGACUCGAAAUGGAACCAGCAACUAUUCGUCGGCAUCAGUGAUGCAUUCGUGGAUGCCGUGCAGCGAUUUCAAGAGCAUCCUAUCCUAAAGGAUGUAUGGAUUCGCUUCAUACCGAUGCAAAUCAAGGACCCGUUCUGCAAAGUCGCCGACAGGAUCAUUACUCUGCUCAAGCACCGCAAUGUUUUACGUGCUAGUGAUGGCACAUUGAGCCAGCCCGUGUCACUCCUCAUCCCUCCUCGCCAAUUCCGCGAUGACGAAAAUGAGCCUCUCAUUCCCUCACAGUACCUGCCGAAAGGCCUCCGCUAUCUCUCUGAUUCGUACGACGUGCAUGGCGACAGCGCGUUUUUCUCCACGUUGGGCGUGCGCACAAUGUCAGACCAGGACUUCUUAAAUGGCCUCAAGCGAAUGGGCACGGCUAUCGGGAGCCAAUCUGAUCGUUGGCAAGAGACUGUUUGUCGCUGCCUGAAUGGGAGGAUCCCAAAGACAAGGAAGGGUAAAUUUAGACCUGAGAUACUGGAUCUUGAGAUUCUGCCUCUCAGUGACGGUUCUUGGGCUGCCGCUAAAACUGCCCAUCGGCAUGUUUUCGUGGCCAAUCUAGACGGCUUCGCUGAGCUGAGGCUGUCAAGCAUCAAGGAGGGAAUCGAGGAGGGCUCGUUUAGGCAUCGAUUCUACGCUGCAUUGGGAGUCAAGCGUGCAGAACCCGCCCUCAUCGCCGAACAGAUAUUGCAGAUACGGAGCCAAGUGUCCGCAGAGACUCUUGUCCGAUAUGCCCGAUUCUUCUAUGAGCAUCGGAGGUUGCGCGAUCUCCCUUCUCCUGCAGACCUGCAGGUCGUGGAUGAACAAGGUCUACGGGCUAGCGGUAAAGAGCUUUAUCUAGACGUGCCGGAUAGCAAGGGUACAGAGAGAACCCCUCUGCGUACCAUCCUCCCUCGCACCGCUCGGUUCCUCCAUCCAGCUUAUACGGAGACCUAUCACGACCGCUAUUGGAUACUUUGGCUUCAGGACAGUCUCGGGAUAAACGUCGCUCCUCGACUCAUCUCCGGGAAGCUAUCCCCAGAGUUUCAGACCAUGGCGCGAUCAAUGGAGACUUUGAAAUUCCUCUUGGUUCUUCGAGAGUAUUGGCCUCAACUGUCUCGGGGCAUCUCGCAAGAAGGCAAAACACAAUUGUCUCAAACAGAGGUAAAGUGUGAAGAUGGCAGGCAUUUGCUCGGCACUACUGCGUUGAAGCGAAGUGCCCUACAGCGCAUGCCGAGCAGCUACCUACACUUCUUGCCAAUCUCGAAUGCAAACAGUGGGGCGUGGAACUUCCUUGCUGAACUUGGCGUCAUGAUCGAAGCGAACCUCUCGACGUUCAUCAAGCUUAUCCUUCAGUUGCAACGCACGGCAUGCAACGACUUGUCUUUGAUAGUGGAGCUGUACAAACAACUGAAUGCAAGAUUUGACGAAGAUUCAAACGCCAUUCGCGUCGCUUUUCAGGAUAAUCCUCUCAUAUAUGUUCCUUCAGUGAACACCGACGGUCGGGGUUCAUGGAUCGCAUUUCGAGACGCCUACUGGGACGGGCCUCCAUCUAUGACCUCCAAAGUCGUACUGAAGCAUUCCUAUCCCCUGUUAGAAGACUUCUUCCAUUCAAAGCUGUGCAUGCGACAUGCGCCCUUACAGGUUCUCGUCGAUGAGUUCAAGUCCUUAGCGGUGAAGUGGAAUAACAAGAUCCUGACUGAAGCUGUGGCCACAAACGUCGAGGACAAACUUCUUGAUAUCACCGAUUGUUUGGUCCAAGAUCCAUAUGUUGCUUCCAUUCUCUCUGAGAUUGCAGAGCUGCCAAUCUUUCCGGUAUGUCAGCCUGGAAAGAGUUCAAAGCGUGUUCUUCAGCGCAUCCAUGAGUUCUACGUGCCCGAUCAGGCUGGCAAAUACGCAGAGCAGUUUGAAGAUAAAGUUCCGCUAUUGGCUGUUUCUCCCAAGCUGUCGGUUGUUAGCAUACAACCGUUAUUUAACUGCCACACGUGGAAACAACCGGCUCGGUACCUUGAGAGAUGUAUUUCCGCACAAACAGUUGCCCAUGGAACGCGGAAGGUGGACAUGCCGGUUACGCAGCAAUACAUACGCAGACUUGAGUAUCUCGAGAGGGAAUUGUACCACAAACGGUCUUCGAGGAUUCCGACCGAUCAGAUGGAGUUUUUGCGAAAGAUGGACAAUCUAACAAUCGAGAUCGUGGGAUCGAUCUCGUCAAGUUUGACUCUGGAAGAGCACGUUGUCCAAACCAACGCUACUUCCUCAAUCCAAGAGGAUGACGAUCGUGUGUCUAUAUUCGUGGCACAAGCCUCCGCCAACAACGAAAGGAAACGCGAUCGCCAGGUAUGCAGCCGUCUCGCAGAACGUCUCGACUUGGAUGGGAUGAGACUGCAACGUUUGUUUGAAACGCCGGUGGACGAACUGGAGGAGCUAUUAGAUGAACAGGGAGUAUUUGCCAUUCCGCCGGAGGCAGAACGCAUACGCAAAACUUCCUGGCUUACUACCGACACCAUGACCAACGAUCAACCCCUAACUUCCCCCCGACGUGUCGCAAAACCCGAAGAAACAGAUUUACAGAUGGAGCCUCCGCCAACUCUUGCUUAUGUACCGCCACAUGCUCGCAAUCCUGUGAAGAGAAAGCGUGAUAAACUUGAUGAUCUCGAAGAGAAUAUCCGGGAUUUGCGAAUGAAGCUAUCUUCCUCGUCGAAAUUCACGCAAGGCGAAGUCCGCACUCCAGGCUCGUCUCCUCGCCCUGUUCAAACGGCGAGGGAGAUCGCGCGAUUUAUGAGUGCUCCCGUCAGUCCAGGAAAACUCGCAUCAUCUCCCGGGAAGGAAUCGUCGGCAAGGGCAGUCACCGCUGUUGCACCGUCAACCGCAAGUGAUCGCGUCAAUGGAAUUCUAGGUGAACUCUAUGUGUACGAGCUUCUCCGCGAACUAAUUGGUCUUGACUUCGAUGAAGAGAAUUGGACUAGCGAGCUCCGUGGCGAAGUCCACGACCUGGCACCUUUCAGUGGGGAUGCUCUGGCCGAUUUCAGAUACAAGGACAGCAGCGGCAUCCUAACGGGCUUAUGGUAUGGAGAGAAGAUUAGAACCGCCUGGGCAGGCAUGUGGCCGACGUAUCACCUCGAGGUCAAGGCAACGAGCGGCUCUGCGCGCGAGCGCUUCCAUGUGAGCCAGAGGCAACUGGAUGCGGCGCAGCACUUGACGAGUCUGUCCGACUCGUCAGGAAUAAUUCCGACAGAUGUCUACGUGAUCAUCCUCGUAACCGGAAUCCGCAGUGCAUCCCCAUCUCAUAUGGUGUUCAUUGAUCCCCACAGAUGCAUCUAUCAUGGCGAUUUGUUGAUUCAAUCGGAUGUCUACCUUUCGUUGUAAUGAUUCAGCCGAUGACGCGCUCAAUGAAUCACACAUCACUUCAC
Laetiporus sulphureus 93-53 is the source of this 4854-nucleotide messenger RNA. RefSeq lists its product as uncharacterized. The coding region runs from base 296 to 4810 and encodes 1504 amino acids. Lineage: Eukaryota; Fungi; Basidiomycota; Agaricomycetes; Polyporales; Laetiporaceae. The transcript is spliced from 10 exons. The record is from RefSeq and is a predicted model, not a curated record.